This is a messenger RNA of Ochlerotatus camptorhynchus, 5596 nucleotides long. Its product is annotated as zinc finger protein 845-like. The record is from RefSeq and is a predicted model, not a curated record. Gene Ontology annotation, molecular function: DNA-binding transcription factor activity, RNA polymerase II-specific; zinc ion binding; chromatin insulator sequence binding. NCBI's taxonomy places the organism in Eukaryota, Metazoa, Arthropoda, Insecta, Diptera, Culicidae. Gene Ontology annotation, cellular component: chromosome; nucleus. Gene Ontology annotation, biological process: regulation of transcription by RNA polymerase II. The transcript is spliced from 6 exons. The coding region runs from base 227 to 4405 and encodes 1392 amino acids.
ACCGCAGUGGCGGUGAUGGUGAUCGACUGGCUCAAAAAGAAAACGAGAGGCCUUCGCACCAAGUGCCACCGCAAGUUUAAUGGUUGUCAUCGCCCCCGAAAGAAUCGAAAAUUGACCCGAUUCCGUUAGUUUGUCGCGUCCGGUUCGGUUCCGUAUCGAUGCCCGCUAGCGGGAGUGUUUUUGCUCGGUGCUGAAAGUGAAUUUUCUGGUGUUGGAAUACGGAAAAAUGAUCGAAACUCAGGAAGCAACAACAUCCGCCACCACCACCACCGCUACCAACAACAUCAAUAGCAGCAGCAGCAACAUUGAUACAACAAAUAGAAGAGCGGGGGUUGGCGGCGGUGGAAGCACUAAUGGACGGAUUGAGACUCCCGGGCUUGUAGGGUCACACGCAGUGGGUGCCCUCUGUCGGAUUUGUAUGUGUGACUGCCGGCAGGAAGAUGGCAGGCUGUUGGAAUCUCUGUUUCGCACUACGGUGGAAUCGAAAUCGCUCUAUGCGAUGUUGGUAAGCGUUUGUUCUCCACUGGCUCAGGCGAACAACGAUGGGAUGCCGGAUAAAAUAUGCACGGGGUGCAAGGGCAAGUUGGUCCAGGCGUACAAGCUGUAUGAAACAUGCAUAAAAAGUGAUGAAAGAAUUCGAAAACUUCUACAAACCCAAUCGUUUGGUGGUGUGCAGGUUAAGCAGGAAGUGAUAGAGGAUGAAGAGGACGAUGUCGAAAUGGCCAAUGCAGAACUGUAUUACGAUGGGCAUGUCAAGAGAGAAGAUUCGUACGAUCAAGAUUACACGUUUGAUGGCCAGUUCUAUGGUGCGGCAUUGGCUCAAACAAUACACAGUACGCCGAAUUUGCGAAUCCAGUCGGUGCGCAAUGGACCGGAAGUGUUGGUCCAACUACAGGAACACAGCUUUCCUCUGGUAACUCCUCCGAAACCAGUUUUCCAGUGUGAAAAGUAUGUAAAGGUGACUCCAAAGGGGCAUCACUGCAUUUUGUGUGGCAAAGAUUUUAAGUAUUUCAGCUACUUCAAGCAGCACGCCCUCGCGCAGCACGAUCCAGAAAAGCCCUUCAAAUGCGAACAAUGCAACUAUACAUUCAAAACUGAGCAGCGGUUGUUCAUCCACAUGAGGACACACAUCGAGCCGGAAUUGCCGCUUGUCAUUGAACAAGCCGAACUCCCGGACCCGGAAACGGAAAACGAUCCGGAAUUCGAGCAAGAUCAGUCGGAAGACACAUUGGAUGAUGAGGAUAAAAAGGAUCUGAGCAUUUCCGUUAACGCGGACACCGGAGAAAAGAUCUACAAUUGUCUCAUUUGUCAGAAACAACUGACUACAUUGCCACUCUACAGGCGGCACCGUACGGUUCAUACCGUCCGCGGUCGUCCAUUCGAAUGCGACAUUUGUCACUACCGGUUCGCCAUGAAAUUCAGCUACAAUGCUCACAUGCAACGUCACGAGGAAGGGAAAGAUCCGGCUCAGCCAGCAACCUACAAGUGUAACGAGUGCGAUGAAAUCUUCCCCAAGCGGAAGCUCCUGAACAUCCACAUUGCUGCAGAACACGAACCAGAAGAGCCCCUAAGCAGAACCGCCCCGGCCGCACUGUUCACAAGCAGCCUCACCGAAGGACGCCACGGUCAUGCCUGUCCCAUAUGUUCGGAAACCUUCAACCGCGAAUCGGUUCUCAACAAUCACAUGAAGACCCACGAACUCGAAGCUGCCCAGCUGAAACAUUCGGAAAUUUGUUACGCCUGCACCGUCUGUGGAGUGGAAUGCGAAUCUCGCGAGAUUUUCAACGAUCACAUCAAAACUCACAGCGAUGUCCAAUUCCCUAAGGAUAGCAACACAUCUGCUACCGUCGAUCUCAGUGACGACGAGCAAACUCCACAGAAUGGAAGCGAAGAUCCCCUUAGCAUCACCCCAAAACCGGAAGGAAAGCCAAUCGUCAAAUGCGAGCUCUGCCACAAGACAUUCCCCUAUGCUUGCAACCUUAAGCAGCACAAAAUCAUCCACCAUUCGGAACUGAAACCUCACGAGUGCAAAGUGUGCCACUAUCGAUUCGAGUACGAGGGCACUCUGCUGCGGCAUAUGCAGAAACAUUCCAAAUCGGAACAAAAUGCAGCUUCAACACCGACCGCCAGCGCACCUGCCAUGACCACGGCAGAAGACUCUGCAAUCGUUGCCCCACCGGGGGCCACUUUGAUCUACAAGUGCAAACUUUGCUCCGCCCGCUUCCAGAAGCAAAAAUCGAUGACCUGGCAUUUGAAAACCCACCGGUCGAUCGUGGCCAACGAGGGCAGCACCGUCCAGGAGCUGGAACAAAGCUUGCAGUCACCGACACCGAAAGGGAUCCACACAGGAGGACCACAGGCGGCGUCUUCACCGAUUCCAUCGGCCGAUACACCAUCGCAGUCUCGCAACUCCUCCAGUACGUCCUCCACUACCAAUGCAUUUGUCGGCAAGGUGGAAUUCAAACCAUCGAUCGGGAAGGGUGGUGCGAUGUACAAGUGUGGCUACUGUCCGCAGAACCUCGACUCGGAGGAAGCAUACUACCACCAUUUGAAGGGACAUCGCGUACGGUCGAAUACCUCUGAUGGGAUGCAAAAUGACAGCGACAGUCCACCGCUGAAGAAGAAACGCUCCUGGGUCCGAUCCGGAGAUCAUCACAAAUGUAACCUCUGUCAGAAGGUGUUCACCUUCCGCAGCCAGUUGCAGCAGCAUACCGCGCUGCACCAUCAACCCGGCAAGCCAUACGAAUGCGGCAAAUGCCACUACAGUUUCGUACACAAGCUAAAUCUCAAACGGCACGAACUGACUCAUUUGGAAGAGGAACGGUUGGCCAACGAAGAGGAAGAAGAUCAGAUCAAACUGCUGGAGGACGAAAACUUUAACGCCACUCUGGAAGAACUGGUUGAACCGGUGCUUGAUGAAGGACUUGCCAAUCGCAGCAGUCAGCAAGAGGGAAGCGAAACCCAGUCUUCGAGCGGCGAUGGACCUCCUGUGAAACGAAACAAGUGCGUGGUUUGUUCGGCUCUGUUCCUACGAGAGGAUCAACUUAUCGAGCACCUCAAGACACACAUCGAGCGAAUCAAAGUCAACAAGCAGGAAACACAGUCCGCUAAAAAAAUGCUCAACGAAGACAGCGACCGGAAGUGCAAACUGUGUUUGAAGGUGUUCAAGUUUUCCUGCCAACUGAAGCAACACGUCCAGAUGCAUCACUCCAAAGAUAAACCGUUUGAGUGCAACAUUUGCAAGUAUCGAUUCGAAUUUAAGGGUCACAUGAUUCGUCACAAGGCAAACAACCACGCCGAUGAAGUAGCUGCUGAGGAGGCAGAAUCGGACGAACUGCCGGCAAAAAUCACCACACCCGUCGUCAAUCCGGAUGGGUCCGAGGUGUUCCAGUGUCCUGCUUGUCCGAUGAAUUUUGUCAAGCAACGAUCUCUGACAUGGCAUCUGAAGACUCACGGCGGCAGGAAAGCCAAACAAGAAGAUGGAUAUCCAUCGACAUCGUCGGGAGAGGUUAUGCAGUGCCGUUUCUGCUCCCGAACGUUCCGCGAUGCUUACGAGCUGAAGGCUCACAUGGUGACUCACAUCGGUGGUGCGCAAAAUGCCCCCAUUGUCGAUUCCGAACACUCCCUUUUCGGUUCUGGGCUGGAAAUGAUGUUGCAAGAUUUCCCAGACACCAUGGAAAAUCACAGCGGCGAUCCAUUGUUUGACGCAUCCAACCUGGAACUGGUGCUGGAGGAUGGGUUCGGUAGUGAUGAUCUCGAUUUCAAUAUGCGCUAUCAUGAUACACCUCCCCUUCCACCCGCCAAGCGGAGUCUUCCGAUUAACGAGAGUUCCAGCUCGGUGUACGAUGUUGCCGAACCGGGAGCAUCGACCACACCUGCCAAGGGGAAAAUUGUUUGCGAUUUGUGCAAAAAAGAUUUCCUCUAUGCAUGCAAUCUGAAGCAGCACAUGCAGCUACAUCACGCCAAGGAGAAACCAUUCGAAUGUAAGAUCUGCUUCUAUCGGUUCGAGUACAGCGGGCACUUGGUGCGACAUAUUCGUCAGAAUCAUGACAGCCAGGCCGAAAGCGCCGUCGGUGAUUUGGCCACCGAUCGGAGCUUCGUGUGCACCUUCUGCUCGGAACUGUUUGAACAGAAGAGUCACCUGAAUGCCCACAUCCAAACCUACCACAGAGGUGAAAAGCAGUUCAAGUGUGAAAUGUGCCCGGCAUCUUUCACCUACAAAAAAUCAUACGACACCCAUAGGGAAGAACACCACUCAAACAAACGACCAGUUGCAGAUUCAGAUUCAAUGGUAAUAGCUUCCACUUCUGCCGGAAAUACCACUGCGUCUAGUUUCUCCUGCAACUUCUGCAAAAAAACAUUCAGCUCGGCGCAAAAGGUGGACAACCACGUAUGCUUUCAAUAGGAGCAGGCCCCGCGCAGAUGAAUGCAGGAUUUAGUCCUCCCCAUGUCCCAGAGAUUAGUUCGAUAGAAAUUCGCAGUAGAAUGAAACAAAUGCACUUGGAUCAGUAUCACCGAUUUGCUUAAUUUUUUUUACCGAACUCCGCUGCUAGCACCAGGGCAUGAAAAGGAUAUUGCAACAGGACUGAGAACUUGAAGAAGGCUGUUGAAGUGCGUCGGUAAAAUUUAACCAAAGUCGGUGAUGGCGUCCAAGUGUGAACACACAACAUGAUAUAAGCUGCAACUAAUUAUUCAUGUAGAACUUCCCCUCACUUGCUAGUUAACGCGCACUAGGGCGAUAGAAAUCAAACAUGUGUUUUUUUAGAAUGAUAGUCGACAUUUGAAACAAAUAGAAAACGAUACGCGAUAUAAAUCAAAGGAUUUCCUCAGUAAGAUGUCUAGUACACAAUUGAAAACGUCGAAUGAGCGCAGUGAAAGCAGAACAAAGCAAAGAAUAACCAUGUUCUUUUUUACUAGUAGAAACCCUAGGACAUAAGCCAUAUUAGUGUUUAUCAGUACGAAGUUUUUUUUUUACACUGUUUUGCAUUAACUUUAUCCACUUUCAUUUGUCACGUUCCACCUUGUUCCACCUAGCCUGUUUUCUUGGACGUUUCUGUUUAGGCAAUACUUCGACGUACUAAGCGCAGAACAAAAUUUUCCCGUUUUCCAUUUCGCUGCUUUCGGUUUUAGGAGAUAGAUUUAUUUAUAUUUUCAUGUUCACAUUCGUCAUGCGAAAGUAUUUGUAAGUUACUUUGAAUAAGCAAGAUUUUUUUUAAGUAAUACCACUUUUGUGAUGUGUUUUCCCUUCUCAACCCUUUUAUGACCUGAGUUUGCAACUUGUGAGUCGUCGUCGCCUUUGUAUUGUCGAAGUGCUUAUGUUGAAUCACAGGAAGCAAGUAAAACAAAUCCAUUUACAGUUGGAAAAGUUCGUCUUUUAGUCGGUAUAUUGCGUUUGUGUUGUGUUUUAAAACAUUUGGUUCGCGAUGUGGAUAGCCGAAAUUGAAACUGCUAGGAUUAAGGACAUACAAAUAUUACUACUACAUUACUGAACAUAGCACUAACCGUUACGAUUACAAACAUUGACAGCAAGAUUAUUAUGAUCAACAAGUAAGCCCAAUAUAUAUAAUAAUAUAUUAUUAAAUCACUGUAAGAGGAA